AAUUUGGGUUUUUUUGGAAGGCGGCUCAUAAGACGACCCGGAAGCGGAAGUCGAAGAACGUUCUAGUAGCUUGAGGUAUCGGCGGGAGCGGCCGAGAAGCGCGAGCAGCCGUUACCAGAGCCGGAGCCGCCGGUUAAACCUGAUCAAGAUGACAACUUCCCAAAAGCACCGAGACUUCGUGGCAGAGCCCAUGGGGGAAAAGCCAGUGGGGAGCCUGGCCGGGAUUGGUGAAGUCCUGGGCAAGAAGCUGGAGGAAAGGGGCUUUGAUAAGGCUUAUGUGGUUCUUGGCCAGUUUCUGGUGCUAAAGAAAGACGAAGACCUCUUCCGAGAAUGGCUGAAAGACACGUGUGGUGCCAAUGCCAAGCAGUCCCGGGACUGCUUUGGGUGCCUUCGAGAAUGGUGCGAUGCCUUCUUGUAGUGCACUCUGGGGGCUCCUCAGUCCCCCCAGCCACAGAAUCUAGUCUCCAGAGUCGGCAGCUGGGUGGGGCUGCUCCCUGUCCCCAUGAAGGAAAAGAUUGCUGUUAUCACAGUCACCUCCUUUGUACUCCGGGGUCUUUUGGGAGUUCUCUUCCCCACAGCCU
This is a messenger RNA of Chionomys nivalis (European snow vole), 581 nucleotides long. RefSeq names its product BAF nuclear assembly factor 1 (gene Banf1). Gene Ontology annotation, molecular function: DNA binding. The record is from RefSeq and is a predicted model, not a curated record. Lineage: Eukaryota; Metazoa; Chordata; Mammalia; Rodentia; Cricetidae. The transcript is spliced from 3 exons. Bases 149 to 418 code for a protein of 89 amino acids.